Molecule: messenger RNA, 1045 nt
Organism: Chenopodium quinoa (quinoa)
Lineage: Eukaryota; Viridiplantae; Streptophyta; Magnoliopsida; Caryophyllales; Amaranthaceae
Product: dehydration-responsive element-binding protein 1F-like
Exons: 1
Coding region: 115-885 (256 amino acids)
Biological process (GO): regulation of DNA-templated transcription
Molecular function (GO): DNA binding; DNA-binding transcription factor activity
Source: RefSeq, a predicted model, not a curated record
AUAGUAAGAGGGAAUAGGGAGUGAGUUGUAUCUAUUUAUAUUCCUUCUUUUAAACCCUUGAAAUCUCCCUAACCAAAUACGAAGUAAUAUUCUCCCCACCACCCUUCCAUAAUAAUGAACUCAACACCGUUCUCGUCUCAACUACAAUACUCACCACCUCUACCAAGUGGAGGCGAGUACGAGGAUGCCACAUCCUCAGACUCGCCUACUAACUGGUCAUCAGCUUCGCCAUUUAGUAACCAACUAAUACUAAAUGACGAAGCUGUAGGUUUUCCAAAGAAGCGGAAAGCAGGCCGAAGAAAGUUUAAGGAGACUCGGCACCCAAUCUAUCACGGUGUUCGCGUGAGAGACGGCGGAAAAUGGGUUUGCGAAAUUCGCGAGCCUAACAAAAAGAGCAGGAUAUGGCUCGGGACGUACCCUACCGCAGAACUUGCGGCUAGGGCACACGACGUUGGGGCUAUAGCCCUUAGAGGUGACAAAGCUGUACUUAAUUUUCCUGACUCGGCUUGGCUCGCUCCUCGAGCCAAGUCUACCUCGGCCAAGGACAUAAGGCUGGCCGCCUUCCAAGCCACUCGGUCCGAGCUACGCUCUUCAUCACCAAGUGGUUGUGGUAAAAAGAUUGAGCUCGAGGUGGAUAGUCCUACGAGCCGCUCUAGUGUAAACCAUUAUUUUGGAACGGAGGGAGAUAUUGGAGAAGGAGACUCAAAAGAGUCGUUGUUUAUAGAUGAAGAGGCGAUAUUUAAUUAUCCGAGUUUGAUUAAUGGUAUGGCAGCGGGUAUGCUUCUUACGCCUCCUUGUUUGAAGAGAGGGAUUAAUUGGGAUACUAUUCAUGAUUAUGGGGAUAAUUCUUACAUAGAUUACAUGGAUUUGUGGCACCAUUUAUAAAUAUUACUCCAUCAAUUAACUAUAAAUAAUAUAUAUAAUUAGAAUUGAAUUAGAAAUAUAUUAAUGUUGUGAAACUGUAACUUUUGGACAUAUAAAAUAGUAGUAUGUCUCAACUCUCAAGAGAUGUAUUGUUUAUUACACUUUUUAGUUCUUUGGUGGA